Molecule: messenger RNA, 501 nt
Organism: Penicillium cinerascens
Lineage: Eukaryota; Fungi; Ascomycota; Eurotiomycetes; Eurotiales; Aspergillaceae
Exons: 2
Coding region: 1-501 (166 amino acids)
Source: RefSeq, a predicted model, not a curated record
AUGUCUUCGGCUGCUGUGAAGCGUGAAGCGUCCCCCGACCGCGGGCUGGAGCUCGUGUAUCGAGUGAGAGAACAGAUUCCGCCGAGUCAGCAGAGUUCACCCCGCGAUGAGAAAUGCGUCCGAAAAGCCGACUACCUCUUCGGCAACCCAACAUACUUCACGGUCCUCCAUGCCGACUGGGUCGACACCUCGACCCUAAGCUACACCCAUCUCUACAAGGACCUACAGUCCACCCCUUGUCUUCGAUUCCAACCUGGGCGUUGUCUGCUUCUCCCGCGCCAUUUCACACGCGAAGAAAAGAGCAAGAAGCAAGUAAGGGAGCGCCUUAUCCAUGUCAAAUCCUGGCUCAUGUCCAUCACGCUUGUUAUCACAGUUUUCUACAAUGGUCGUUUCCCCCAACCUAAUUCGCCCGUCACUACCUGGCCUCGCAUCCACUUGGUCGUUCGCCAACGUGUGCCUCGCCGUAAGAUGCCUUUGAAGCGCAUUCCUCUUGAUGGCUAG